AGCAAACCUAAGAUUCAACAUCAAGCUCUAGUUCCAGUCUGAAAUGUAAGGGUGCCCUGCCUACCCGAUACUUUCCUUUUUCCUUGAGCACUAGAGAUACUGUGUGGACGAGGCCAAGAUUUCCCUGUGCAACCGGACUUGAUAAAGGUUACCAUACAGACAACGGUGAAUCCCGCCUUGUUUGCUUCAGGAAAUCCUGGACAAAGGCCAGCAACCGGCCUUGGUCAGACCCAUUUCUUGGGUCCCAACUGUGAACCCUGCUUCUUUCUUCUCUCUUCAACAGCCGGGAAGAAUUCAUGAGGCAGUCGUGGGUGGCUCUCCAGAUCGCGCCCUCGCUGUUUAAGUCACUUUCCUUCCGCCAAUCAGAGCCAUCUGUAACGUGAGAAGCUGGGCUUCCCAAACAGUCAGUCGGUCGACUCGCGAUGCCGCGAACGCCAAGUCAACUCAGACCGCGUCCACAGGAACGCCCUUCAACCGCCAUGCGAUCUUUCACGCCGCAAGGCAAUCCUCCAGGUUCGGCGAGACGUCCUUCGGCCAGCGCCGGGUCCCAGUUCCGCGCAACCGUCAGCGGCGGCCUUCCGCGGCCCAGCGCAUCGCUCCGGGAAUCGAGGGUAGGCCUAAGCGUGACGCGCCGCCACUACGCGCACGCCGCUGACAAGACGCAGAUAGCCAGUUUUCGAAAUAGCACCACCACGCAACCGUCCUACAACAUCCUCACCGGCGAACCCAGCACCUCGCCCGGCAGCACCAUGGCGCGCCCGAGCUCGCGGCAAGGUGCGCCGUCGGGCCCCUCACCACCGCGCGGACGAGCGGCGACCGUCUCGAGCAACCUUAGCCGCGAGAGCAGUAAAGAGAACCGCCCACCGCCAGAUGCGGAAGAGUACGAGACGCAGCGCAAGCGCAUCGAAGAGCUCAAGGCUGAGGUCGGCACGCUGCGAUACCAGAUCAGCAGCUUUGAGCAGGAGAAGGAGCUGGCGCGGCUACAGAUGGAAAACGAGCUGCGAGAGACCAAGCGACGCGCCGAGGAGGAUUUCAAGGCGAAACAGGCUGCCGAGGCGGAAAAGUCGAGAGCCCAGCGGCAGGUUGAGGCGUUGCAGAACGAGCUGGAGGACCUGAGAGCAGAAAAGGAGCAACAAAAGCGGGAGUUGGAGGCGAAGGCAAGGGAAGCGCUUGAGGAGGCCAGAUUGCUCCAGGAGCAGCUGGAAGAGCUGAGCGCGGCGAAAGACGAGGCUGCACGCAUGGCCGAACGCGAGGCGAUCGACCUGAGGGCGAAGCUUGCCUCCUCACAACGGACAAUUCAAGAGUUGGAGGACGAGAGCAGGGCGCGGGGAACGGCUCUGGAAACGGCGCAGACGCGGCUGGCCGAAAGAGAGGAAAUCAUUGGGAGGUUAGAAGCCGAUGUGCUGCGCCUGAAGGCGCAGACGGGUGACGCCGAGACAAUUGCAGUCAUUCGAAGGGAGCUGACCGACCAGGUCACCCACAUACGCACACUAGAGGCGAAGAACAGAGAGCAAUUAACGGAGCUCAGACACCUCCGGCAAGUCCACAAGGCUGUCGAGGUGGUCGAGGAGGAGAAGCGCUCGCUCCAGCGCAGGCUAGAGGCCGCCGAAUCGAUCGAAAACGAGCUCGGAGAAGAAAGGAGACGACGGCAAAGGUUAGAGGACGAGAGGCGGGCUUGGACGGCCUACUUGCAAAGCGAGGGAGGCGCAGACGGCCAGGUGGAGUUCGACUCGCCGGAAGCUCUGGCUAGAGCGUUGGUCGCUGAACGCCUGCACUCGGCGUCACUCCUGGAAAAGUUGGGAGAGUUACAACCCGAAAUCGCCGAUCGGGACAACAUCAUCAAGGCUCUGGAGGACGAAAAGGCUGGGCUGCUGAACCAGAUCGAAAAACUCAGAACGGCUGGGGGCUCGGGCUCGGGGAACGACAAAGUUCGUGCACGCCUCGAUCGCCAGCGCGCCCUCGCCGUCAAAGAAGUCGAAUAUUUGCGCGCGCAACUUAGGACGUUCGAUAUGGAGGACAUGACGCUGCAGCCCGAGACCAUCGACCAGCAGAAAGCCAAGCGUAUCCAGGAGCUUGAGGAUUUGGUCGACAAGUACAAAGCCGAAGUCAGUACGCUCCACGCCGAUCUCACAUCGCUCGAAUCGGCCUCCACCAGCCCGGUACAGCCCGUGGUGGGCAGCAAACGGGCCCGCGAGACGGACGAAGCCGAGCACGAGCAACUGGGCCAGCUAGCCCGCAAGAACCGCAAGCUCCAGUCCGAGCUCUCCGACCUCCAAGCCGCCCACCGGCUCCUCCAAAAGGAGCACGAAGUCACCGUCGAACAACUCGCCUCAGCCAAGGAACAGCUCAAAACGCGCAUCCUCUCCCUCAAGUCCAACCCGACGUCAGACCACGAAGCGACGAAAGCGGCCACGCUGGCGGCGCUCAAGCUCGAAAACUACGAACUGCUCCGGCACAUCGAGCGGCAGCCGACGCUCUUCGCCACGGUGCCGGCGUCGCAGCUGGCCGCCGCGCAGCGCGAGAUCGCGGAGGCCAAGGCGGAGACGGCGUCGGCGCGCAAGACGGCGAGCCGGCUCAAGGAGGUCUGGGCGGCCAAGUCGGCCGAGUUCAAGGAGGCCGUCUUCUCGACGCUCGGCUGGACCGUCACCUUCAUCCCCGGCGGCAAGAUGCGGGUCGAGAGCGUCUACUACCCGUCGCGCACGGACGAGCACGAGAACAGCAUCGUCUUCGACGGCGAGAAGGGCACCAUGAAGGUCGGCGGCGGCCCGCGCAGCCCGUUCGCCCAGCGCAUCGGCGACAACAUCAAGUUCUGGGUCCGCGAGCGGGGCUGCGUGCCGUGCUUCCUGGCCGCGCUGACGCUGGAGUUCUGGGAGGAGCAGUCCAGGGGUAGCGGCGCGGGCGAGGACGGGGGGAGUGGGUGAUAGCAAUGGGUUUUUUCGUCCCUCGCUGGGGUUGCAACAAUGCAGGCAUUUGCGUCUUGAUAUUGAGUAUAUUGGUGGUGGCCUUACCAGUUAGACUUUGUCGUACGACCAGUGGCGAGCACUCUCAGUGUUCCACAUGAUUUUUUUCAGGCGUAGGGAGAGAGCCCGGCAAGCUUCGUUACCUACCUGGUAAUUACAGUGGACAUGAAUCUGAAGGACGAGCUCUUUCCAACUCAACUGAAAGAUCUCAGCGAUGCCUGAGCGCCGUUUGAGAGGUGGGUGGGUACUGGAAAUUUCACGGGUUACGGAACAGUUACUCUUUCAUCUGUUCAGCUGACCAGUCCGUUCGUAAAAUGCAAUAUACAGAAUAAGAAGAUAUGAAGUUGCAUUAUAAGUCUG
Messenger RNA from Thermothielavioides terrestris NRRL 8126, 3320 nucleotides. RefSeq lists its product as uncharacterized. NCBI's taxonomy places the organism in Eukaryota, Fungi, Ascomycota, Sordariomycetes, Sordariales, Chaetomiaceae. Bases 480 to 2921 code for a protein of 813 amino acids. Gene Ontology annotation, cellular component: mitotic spindle; nuclear envelope; kinetochore. Gene Ontology annotation, biological process: mitotic spindle assembly checkpoint signaling; attachment of mitotic spindle microtubules to kinetochore. The transcript has a single exon. The record is from RefSeq and is a predicted model, not a curated record.